Molecule: messenger RNA, 1092 nt
Organism: Purpureocillium lilacinum
Lineage: Eukaryota; Fungi; Ascomycota; Sordariomycetes; Hypocreales; Ophiocordycipitaceae
Source: RefSeq, a predicted model, not a curated record
AUGCGUUCGAGCGACUCCAUUCACGCCGUCGCUGGCAAUGGUAGGACGCAUCACCGGCGCAAGACUCCGAAGCGCUUCCACUGCGAGCUCUGUCAGAAGCAUUUCGGCCGACUGGAACACCUCCAACGCCACCAAAGAACAUACACAAGAGAGGCCAUUUGCGUGUGCAAUCUGCCCCUCUCGGUUUACAAGAAGGUGAGUGACUUGUUGAUUCGCCAUGGGCGAUUAUCUCACAACAAGAGCAGCACCGGUCGUGACCUACCACCAAGCGAGAGCCCUCUUGAUAGUGGCCCAUUCUCGGAGCCUGUGCUAGCGACGACCGCUGCGAGCCCUACCACCGACUUCCAGCCUCCACCGAUGGGAGUCAACGACGCCGCCGUCCACACCCUUGACGGGCAAUCUCAAGAGUGUCGCAUGGACGUUCUCCCAGUAGAUGCACGAGAAGACGACUGCCAUGGUGCUUUCACAGGGGACACACGCCACGGCAGUGCCGCAUUGGCCGGCAUUUCCGUUGAGUCAGGCAGCAGCGAGAAUGCUCAACCAGCGCCGGUGUCUCAGCUCACGCCCUCGGUCAUUGACCCCGAUCUCCUACCCGAGCCGGACGAGACAGAUAUGGACUUUUACACGUUUAACAGCUUUGCCAAUUUCCUUGAAACUGCGCCGUUGCCAUCCUUCUAUUUCUCGUCGCUCCUCACAACGGAACAGCCGCUGCCAUUCUUUUCACCACCAGACUGCGGCGAAGCACGCGAUGAGCUGGACAUUGGACGCCAAGCAAUCGCUCACGAGCGACACGAGGGCAUUAUCGAGGAGCCUGAUUCGUUUUCACGACUGGGAUCGAGACUGCCAUCUUUGCAGCCAGAGGAGCCACGGACACAAUCACGCACGGUAUUCGAAACGGCUCUCGGACUUGUCGAAUGGAGACAGACAGCUACUGCAGCUGGCCGUCUCGGAGUUCGAUGCUGUGUUACAGGGCUUUCGACUUCCAACACGCCUGACACUGGCGCGCUACGUGCGCGGCUACAUCGACGGCUUCCACGAGCACCUGCCGUUCCUCCACGUUCCCUCAAUGAGCGUUACAACAUGUUCCGUUGA